UCUCUGUCAGGGCGAAUAGUGGGUGGCGUGUGGUGGUUCUUCACCCUCAUCAUCAUCUCAUCCUAUACGGCCAACCUGGCUGCUUUCCUCACGGUGGAGAGGAUGGUUUCCCCCAUAGAGAGUGCUGAGGACCUGGCUAAACAGACUGAGAUCGCCUACGGAACACUGGAUGCUGGUUCCACCAAAGAGUUCUUCAGGGUGAGACCUGUGGUUUAGUCAUAGACACACACCUGUUUGACUAGCAUGUACAUGCAGUUUACACACACACACACACACACACACACACACACACACACACACACACACACACACACACACACACACACACACAGAUCCCCCUCCCCCCACACACAAUCCUAACCCCUCCUCUCUCCCCAGCGGUCUAAGAUUGCAGUGUUUGAGAAGAUGUGGUCGUACAUGAAGUCGGCCGACCCCUCAGUGUUUGUGAAGACCACAGACGAGGGAGUGAUGAGGGUCAGGAAGUCUAAAGGGAAGUACGCCUACCUGUUAGAGUCCACCAUGAACGAGUACAUCGAGCAGAGGAAACCCUGUGACACCAUGAAGGUCGGAGGGAACCUGGACUCUAAAGGAUACGGCAUCGCCACGCCCAAGGGCUCCUCCCUCAGGUAAUAACGUGUAACUACACCUCUGCCUCGGAGCUCGAAAUGGCUUAGGCAUCUUUUUUUGCAUGAAUGUUGUUUUUAUGGAGAUACUGGAUGCAUUCCAAAUGGCACCCUUUUCCCUAUAUUGUGCACUACUUUUGACCAAGGCCCACAGGGUUCUGGUCAAAGGUAGUGGACUAUGUAGGGAAUAGGGUACCAUUUGGGAUGCAACCACUAUAAACAUCAAACACUUGGCCCUGUAUGACACACUGUUGUAUCAGUGUCAUAAGCAGCAUGCAUGACCUAAUGUUAAAAGGUGUCUUUAUAUUUUCACCAUGGCAUUUUGACGUAAACUCUAUGACUACAAUCUUAGAAACAAAGGUGCUCUCUAGAACCUAAAAUGGUUCUUUGGCUGUCCCCAUAGGAGAGCCCUUUGAAUAACCCUUUUUGGCUACAGGUAGAAUCCUUUUUGGUUCCAUGUAAAAUCCUUUCCACAGAGGGUUCUACAUGGAACCCAAAAGGGUUCUCCUAUUGGGACAGCCGAAUAACCAUUUUAAGUUCCAGAGAGUACCUUUUUUUCUAAGACUGUAGUCAUAGAGUACCGUUUGAAACACUUUUUCUAAGUGUGUACUGUAGAGCUGAAUAUCUCUGUCUGUGUAACCUCUAUGACUACUGCAGAGCAGUAUAUCUAUGUGUCUGUGUAACCUCUAUGAGUAUUGCAGAGCUGUAUAUCUCUGUGUCUGUGAGAGCUGAAGCCUUGCUAAGCCCUUGACAUCCACCACCUGGGGUUUGGUCAGGCUGACCGGACUCUGAGUGCUUACAGAAGUUGUCUGUGGAAAUCUGACCCUCCCCUUUCUUUCCUCCUUCCUUCAGAAACACUAGUUCUCCUCUCCUUUAUACUCCUCUACUCCCCUCGACUCUCCUUUCUUCUCUUCUCUGUUCUCCUCUGUUCUCCUCUCUUCUCUGUUCUCCUCUCUCCUCUCUUUUCCUCUCUCUUCUGUUCUCCUCUCUCCUCUCUCCUCUCUCCUCUCUCCUCUCUUCUCCUCUCUCCUCUGUUCUCCUCUCUCCUCGGUUCUCCUCUGUUCUCCUCUCUCCUCGGUUCUCCUCUGUUCUCCUCACCUAUGUUCUCCUCUCUCCUCUGUUCUCCUCUGUUCUCCUCUCUCCUCGGUUCUCCUCUGUUCUCUUCACCUAUGUUCUCCUCUCUCCUCUGUUCUCCUCUCUCCUCUCACAGUCUGAGGCUCGUGUUGUUGUGUUCUAGUGCAGUUUUAUUUGGCCUGCUUCCUUUGAAGCCUAAACUACUCUCUCUCCCUCUCUUUCUCUCUCCCUCGCUCUCUCUCUGUCUCACCCUGUCUCACACACACACACACACACACACACACACACACACACACAAUGUAUCUGGGCAGAAGCUCUAUGUGGGACUACAUUUAAACAGACAUCUGUGUAGUGGUUUCACUACUACUCCUGUAAGCACUCAGAUCAUCAAUGCAGACUGAUGUUGUGAGGCUUUGAUGUGAAAUGAUUAGAAAAACUGAUUUUGUAUUUGUCAUUAUUUGUAUUAGAUGAUAACAGCAGACAACUCAACACCGCCUAACCUCACCUCUCAUGACUACAGUCCAUGUCUUACAUUUAUUCUGUUCCAUAAAGGGCUUGGAGGGGUCAAGUGGAGCUUUCACUUCAAUCAUAAUCAUCUCAAUUUAUUCAAUCAUAAUCAUCUCAAUUUAUUUUAAUGAGAAGUCUCCUAUGGGGAGAUUUCAUUUAGUGUCAUUGAAUAGUCAUUCAGUGGACUGUCUCAGUAGGCUGCCUGCACACAGCGAAGGUCCUCACUCACAAUCCAUCUCUCUCUCUCUCUCUCUCUCUCUCUCUCUCUCUCUCUCUCUCUCUCUCUCUCUCUCUCUCUCUCUCUCUCUCUCUCUCUCUCUCUCUCUCACUCACUCACUCACUCACACACACACACUCCUAACUCCUUCUCUCUCCCCCCACCGGUCUAAGAUCACACACACACACACACUGAGAGUGUGGUCGGUGGUAUUCACAGAUGUCUGAUACUGACAGAGAAGAUCAUUACUCAGAUAAUGUUUUGUAAGGGAGUCUGAGACUAUUUCAGACUGAAUGGUCUCCUUCAUUGAGAUGCCAUUGUUCUGUCUAGCCACUUAAGAUGUGGGCAAAUGAAGCCAUGCCAAUUAUAAAUUGUGUAUUUCUUCUCUGUCCGAAUCAGAAAUUAGUGAACACCCCCUUUUUUGUUUACUGAGGGCUCUGUUCAAUCAAAUGUGCCUUAGAGGUGUUGCCUGCUGACAUACAGUAUCUUGGUUCUCACACAGGACACGUUCUGAAUCUAUAAGCAUAUACCUGUGAGGAGAGUCUACUGAAUAUUCUCACAGUUUCUGAAACCAUUCUACAGUAUUAUUUAAGUACAGUCAAUAUGAGAUACGAUGCCAGUUUGAUUGAAUUCAUCUCUCAGAGUUGCUACAUUAACAACUCUUCAUUUGACAGGAUCUCAACUGUUGUUAGCCUGAAGACUUCUUCACUACUGUGAAAUACUGUUGUUGUAUUUUGACCUUGUCCUAGCUCCAUCUCUGAUGUGUACUGUACAAUGUAUUGUUCUCGGGUGGGUUAGCUACAACCUUGGUAGCUCAAGUAGUAUGUUAUCUCCCCAACACAGCUGCACCAGGUGCGAGACAAUAACUAUUAUAAAAUCAAUGUUUGAUGGUAGUCUACAUCUUCUAUGGUAUGGAUGAACAAUUUACAUUUGUAAAAUGAAGCUGAAGCCAUUUGAUGUUUGAGAUGUGGCUUGAUUCUUGAAAUACUGUAACAUACUUCUUAAGCUACGAAGGCUGUUGGGAAAACCCACUCCUCUUUUAACCCCAUUCCUGCCUUCUAUCCCCAUCCCACCACCAAGCACUCUGUAGCCUCAUCUACACGACCUCUAACCUCUAACCCACCACCAAGCACUCUGCCGCCUCAUCUACUCGACCUCUAACCUCUAACCCACCACCAAGCACUCUGCCGCCUCAUCUACUCGACCUCUAACCUCUAACCCACCACCAAGCACUCUGCCGCCUCAUCUACUCGACCUCUAACCUCUAACCCACCACCAAGCACUCUGUAGCCUCAUCUACUCGACCUCUAACCUCUAACCCACCACCAAGCACUCUGUAGCCUCAUCUACUCGACCUCUAACCUCUAACCCACCACCAAGCACUCUGUAGCCUCAUCUACUCGACCUCUAACCUCUAACCCACCACCAAGCACUCUGUAGCCUCAUCUACUCGAUCUCUAAAGUCUAACCCACCAACAGGGUAAUUAAUAUCUGAAUAAACACAAAAACUCCAUGUCUGACUCUAACCUGGAUAGAAGAAUUCAAGGGGUUAUACUGAAAAAGAAAGAAGAGAGAGAAGAAGAAAAAGCGAAAAGAGAGAGAAGCGAAAGAAAUAAAUUUAUAGCAGAGAGAAGAGACCAAAGGUUUCCCCCCCCCUUUUUUUUUUUCCCCCCCCCCCCCCUUUUUUUCUUUUUUAAGAGGUUUAACGAAAUUUCCCCUUUUCUUUUAUUAUUUUGGGCCCCCUUCUUUUGCCUUUUUUAUUUUUCUUGUUUUUUUUGUUUUUUUACCUUUUUGGGGUUUUGGUUUUCUCCUCCCUUUCUAGCUAAUAAAUUUCAGCUGGGAAAGGAGUAAGUGUACUCUAAGGAUUUUACACUCAACCACAAACAUAUUUGUUUUGAUCAAAUGCUAUAAAGGGGGCCCCUCAUUUUUCUUGACCCCUUUAAAUUCCGGUCCUAAAGGGGGUUUUUGGGGUUUUUGUUCUCUAUUUCCAUAGCAAGCCAUAUCCGCAUAGUGGAAACAUUGAAAGGACCUGAGCAUCUACAGACAGGCAGGCAGGCUUCCAAAUCUGAAGCAUCUCUCCAUGAUAUCUACUCUCUCCCUCCUCUAAGACGUCCUGUCCUCUAUGUGGUUAAACCUGACUCAAGUAUGGCCAGCAAGCAUUUCAGUCCGUUGAGAUAUAUAAGUAAUAUACUGUAUAUCAAGCAUUUAGAAUGCCCAAACUCAAGAUCAACCCUGCUCCAUAGUAUAUUCACUCCAUAUAUCGCCAUAGUCUUAGCCAAGCAGGUGGUGUAAUCUAGCGAUUCAACAUUCAUAAUCAGAACCACUGUACAGACUAUUUAUGUACCUGUCCAUAUACUCUUUCAAAUGCUAACCCACUUAUCACUAUUAAAAUAUAGCUCCAACAUUUUCAUAAUCACUCUGUACAGUAUAAAUAUAUAUUUAUAUACCUGUCCAUAAUAUACAGUACUAUUUCCUAACCCAGUAAAACUGACCCAGUUAUGAUUGUAUCUAUUAUCAUUCUAAAGAAACCCUGUUAACCUGGCCGUGUUAAAACUGAACGAGCAAGGCCUGUUGGACAAACUGAAAAACAAAUGGUGGUACGACAAGGGCGAGUGUGGCAGCGGGGGCGGGGACUCCAAGGUCAGAACCCUGUUUCAACCAACCACGCUGAUCCACCAGGGGGGUAACUGGCCAAUCACAAAGCUGCUCAGACACUCUGGAUGGCAACACUUCCUGACAACUCUGUAUGGUGGGUAAAGGGGGGGGGGGUUAAAACACAAGAGAGACACAUUAUAUUUUAUAUCUCCCUAGCUAUGGAUAGGUCUAUGGCCCCAACUUCAACACAUAGGGUAACAGGUGCUUCAACUCUGUGUGUACGGGCCAACUUAAAACUACAGAGAGACAUCAUACUCUCUCCAAGAUAACCUACUCUAGUCCUUCUGGGAGGAGGGUGUCUGGAAUUGGCACAGUUUGUAUUUUAGUAGCCCCUCCCUUACACUAUUCUCAUGAAUAAGUAAGGAUAGCAUGCAUUCAUGCGUAGGAUCCCUGUCAAGCUGAUACAAAUGGCCUCACUGAAGAUUCAACAGACACAAAGAGCAGAAUUGGGUUUGUUUGUAUCUCUGUGCCCAAGCAUGUCCUACUAACUAGACACUCCUACAGCUUUUAAAGGGGAAUAGAAUCCAGAAUCAGAAUAUUUUCUGACGUGUUGUGUUCCGUAACAGAGGGUCCACAGCUAGUGCGCCGGUUACCCAAAGUGAUAUAGUAAUACACAUCUACUAUCGUACAGUACAGUAGGGAGACAGAGCCCACAGAGAUAGAUGGAGUAUUAACACAUAUCACUUUGACUCUGAUGUACAUGUAUGUUCCUAAUGAUGUUGAUGUGUACUUAAUGUAUUUGCCUGUGAGUGAACGUGUGUGUGAGGGUUCAAACUUCUUACCAGUGACACAGCUAAAGUGCAGUAAACCUUGGUGCGUAGAUGUGGUAUAUGAUUGGAAAUGUUCUGAAUGACUGACAUAAGAUAACAUAUGUUAUGCUAUGUUAUUUAUGUUAUGGCCCUGCCCUGCCCUGCCCUGGGUGUGGUGUGGGUGUACGUGCAGGAUCCCGGUAAACCUAGCCGUGUUGAAGCUCAAUGAGCAGGCCGUCUUAGACAAACUAAAGAACAAAUGGUGGUACGAUAAAGGAGAGUGUGGCAGCAACGACUCCGGACGCAAGGUCAGUCACACACUAUAACUCAGUCCUUAUACCCCCAAACACACCCGCAUAAAACCCCUGAUCCUAGACCAGUCCUUAUACCCCAAACACUCCUCACAUCCUCCUCAAAACCCCUGAUCCAAGACCAGUCUGAAACUAUCGCUCUCUCUCUCUCAGUUCACUUAGACAUGCCACUGGUUCUCAUUAGUAUAGUGACUGAGAUUGGUGGACUCAAAAUCAAUUUCUGUCGCUCUCUUUCUCUCUCUCUCUCUCUCUCUCUCUCUCUCUCUCUCUCUCUCUCUCUCUCUCUCUCUCUCUCUCUCUCUCGCUCUCUCUCUCUCUCUCUCUCUCUCUCGGAGCCAAUCACUGUUCUCUCUAUCUCCACACUGAUGUUCUCUCCAUAAUGAGGCCAAGGAGUGAAUGAACUACUAACCUUGAUGGUUGAGGUGAAACAGUGGGGUUUACGGUUGUUAAAUCAAAUCAUAUGCUGUGAUACACAAGAACAUAUACUGUCUGCUCCUUAUUGCAGAACAUCAGCCGCGUACGCAGUACCUCUAAGCAAUACAAUUAGGCAUGAGUGUUCUUUGAAGAGAGCGUAACAUUCACUUUUUAUUUCCCUCGACUGAUCUGUGAGGUUGUUUUAACAUAUGAGGUCGAUCUUGUUGGUAUAGCCAAGGUAAUAUAGGAGGGAAAUCACAGGCAUCCCUCAUGUAAGAGAGUCAGAAUGAGAUUUCCUGAUGUGUAGUACUACAUUAUGCUGAAGUACAUUAUUGUAAAGUGCACUCUGCUGAUCUAGCCAAUAUCAACCAGAGAUAAUAGAAACAUACAGAGAACACAUAGCUGUUGUCAACAGAGUGGUAAAGCAGACGGGCAGAGAACACAUAGCUGUUGUCAGCAGAGUGGUAAAGCAGACGGGCAGAGAAGACAACAAAGAACAUAGUAAGGUUCUAGAAUCUACAUGAACCACGAUGGGACUGAGUUGUGUCUGAAAUGGCAACCUAAUUCUCUAUACAGGGCACUUAGGAUGCCAUUUUGGAUGCAGCCUGGAUGUCAGUGUAGAGAGAGAGAGAGUGUAUGAUUUUUAUUUGACUGACGGACCCUGUGAAAGGCUCAGACCACUUCUAACCCCUGUCUCCUAACAUGACCCUGCCCUGAAACACCCCAAAACGUCCUCUCCACCCCAGCCUGCCUGAUCUGGUUCUACCCUCUCCAGUGUGAGAGGUGCACCCCACCCAAAACCAAUGAAACCUACAGAUAAUAUUCAGCCUAGCAACCCCUAAGCCUCGCGAGCCAGCCUGAUCCUGCAAGCAUACAUAAAUGAUUAAGCUUGCCAGAUCAGGCUGUCUCGUGAGGCUUGCAACCCCCUACACCCAACAUAACCCUAAAGCAGAAUCAGGGAGUUUGAUAAUGAUCCGAUUGUCUUGACCUGCAUGGUUUCUCACCACUGAGAAUGAUCCAACGGCCUCAACCCUCCUCAACCCUCAACCCCAGAAUGAUAACCAGAGUUUAUCUGUUAUAAAUAGAGAAUAAAUAUACUUAAAUGUUUUAGAUGGAUAUAUACUGUAGACUAACAUGAUAACUGGUCAUCCCACAAUAUGUGGGUUAAAGUGAAUUUAGACUCCUGCCUGUUAAAUUAAUGCUGCAUGAAUGCAUGGAUCUUAUGAGGAUUUGACUCAAGUUUUAUUGUAAUGAAAAAUGCACUUGAUCUAAACCCCCUCAGAAAUGAAGAAAGGAAAUUGAUAUAAACUUAGACUAGCUAUUCAAGUACUACGUGUGUGUCUGAGUGCAGAGUGAGUGGGCGAUUUACUAUGUCAAGUUAGUUUCAAAGAAUAGUUAGUUUAAGUAUUUUAAAUAGUUUCUUAAUGAAGCCAGAGAGUAAUAUCAGUAGUAUGAAGUUGCACGUGUUGUUUAGUGAGUAUUAUCUUGUCUACCUGUAUUUCGUUUGGGUUAGUUAACUAAGCAGGGCAGAACUGUUAUGUGUUUUCUGGGAGUCCUGACACCUGUCUGUCAGUCUGUCUGUAUGUGUGUGUGUGUGUGUGUGUGUGGUGUGUGUGUGUGUGUGUGUGUGUGUGUGUGUGUGUGUGUGUGUGCGCAUUUGUUUGUCUCUAUGUGCAUGCUGUUUGUGCAUGUUUUUUUGUAUGCAAAGUAUGUAUUUAGUAUGUGUUUCUGUGUUUGUCAAUAUUUACUUAUAUGGUGUUUGUAUCUAUGGUGUCAGUGUGUAUGUAAUGUAUGUAUGUCCCCUCCCCUCACUCCUCCUCACCCCGUCUCUCUCCGCCCCCCCCCCAGGAUAAGACGAGUGCGUUGAGCCUGAGCAACGUGGCCGGAGUGUUCUACAUUCUGAUUGGAGGGCUAGGCCUGGCCAUGCUGGUGGCGUUGGUGGAGUUCUGCUACAAGUCGCGAACUGAGUCUCAGAGAAUGAAGGUGUCCACCACGCGAGCCGCUGCCGCAUCCGUCGCUCAGACCUUUCAGUGCUCAGCCUUAGACACAGGGGGCGCUACCGCUCCUUACACAGAGCUGCAGAGCUACGGCCUGUACUCCAACAACACUGUUAAGAUAUAAGAGAGAGAGGACAGAGGACACGGGGUAGGAAACUGUGAUACCAUGAUGAUGAUGAUUGAUGAUGAUGAUGUUGAUAUCAUCUGCCUCGUCUUCCUCCUCCUCUUCCUCACCCCUCCCUCCAGCCAUCUAACCGUGUGAUCACAGUAGGCCCACCUGUAGCACCUCACUGCUUCUCAACCGCAACACAAAGUCUCUACCUCUGUACCUCCUUCUAUACCCUUUUACCUCUCUGUCUGUCUCUUUCUCUCUACCUGUCUCUGUCUCUGUCUCUGUCUCUGUCUCUGUCCCUUAAUCUUUCUCUUUCCUUCCUUCCUUCCUUCCUUCCAUCCUUCCAUCCUUCCAUCCUUCUUUCCUUCUUUCCUUCUUUCCUUCCUUCCUUCCUUCCUUCCUUCCUUCCUUCCUUCCUUCCUUCCUUCCUUCCUUCCUUCCUUCCUUCCUUCCUUCCUUCCUUCCUUCCUUCCUUCCUUCCUUCCUCCCUCCCUCCCUCCCUCCCUCUUCCCUCCCUCCUCCCUCUUCCCUCCCUCCUCCCUCUUCCCUCCCUCCCUCCUCCCUCUCUCCCUCCUUCCUCUUCUGCUGACUCUGUGUUGUAGUGCAGGUCCAUUGUAGUAACAUCCUAUCUAUGUUAUCACCCACUAUGAGGCUAAACUGCUGUAACAGAGAUGAUAAAAACAGAUAAAUUAUAGAUUCUAUGGUAUGCCUCUCUGUCAAAUCAGCUUUUUGGACAGAUAACGCAAGCUUACAACUAAAGGCUGAUACACUACCAGUCAAAAGUUUGGACACACCUACUCAUUCAAGGGUUUUUCUUUAUUUUUACUAUUUUCUACAUUGUAGAAUAAUAGUGAAGACAUCAAAACUAUGAAAUAACACAUAUGGAAUUAUGUAGUAACCAAAAAAGUGUUAAACAAAUCAAAAUAUAUUUGAGAUUCUUCAAAAAGCCACCCUUUGCCUUGAUGAAAGCUUUGCACACUCUUGGCAUUCUCUCAACCAGCGUCAUUAGGUAGUCACCUGGAAUGCAUUUCAAUAAACAGGUGUGCCUUCUUAAAAGUUAAUUUGUGGAAUUUCUUUCCUUCUUAAUGCGUUUGAGCCAAUCAGUUGUGUUGUGACAAGAUAGGGGGGGUGUACAGAAGAUAGUCCUAUUUGGUAAAGCACCAAGUCCAUAUAAUGGCAAGAACAGCUCAAAUAAGCAAAGAGAAAUGACAGUCCAAAGAGACAUGAAGGUCAGUCAAUACGGAACAUUUCAAGAACUUUGAAAGUUUCUUCAAGUGCAGUUGCAAAAAUUAUCAAGCGCUAUGAUGAAACUGGCUUUCAUGAGGACCGCCACAGGAAUGGAAGAUCCAGAGUUACCUCUGCUGCAGAGGAUAAGUUCAUUAGAGUAUUUUAUUUAUUUAUUUGAUUUUUUCAUUAGAGUUACCAGCCUCAGAAAUUGCAGGCCAAAUAAAUGCUUCAAAGUGUUCAAGUGACAGACACAUUUCAACAACAACUGUUCAGAGGGUACUGUGUGAAUCAGGCCUUCAUGGUCAAAUUGCUGCAAAGAAACCACUACUAAAGGACACCAAUGAGAAGGAGAGACCUGCUUGCGCCAAGAAACACAAGCAAAAUUUGAGAUUUUUGGUUCCAACCGCCGUGUCAUUGUGAGACGCGGUGUGGGUGAACGGAUGAUCUCCGCAUGUGUAGUUCCCACCGUAAAGCAUGAAGGAGGAGGUGUUAUGGUGUGGGGGUGCUUUGCUGGUGACAUUGUGAUUGAUUUAGAAUUCAAUCUGGUUUGGGCUUAGUGGGACUAUCAUUUGUUUUUCAACAGGACAAUGACCCAACACACCUCAAGGCUGUGUAAGGGCUAUUGUACCAAGAAGGAGAGUGAUGGAGUGCUGCAUCAGAUGACCUGGCCUCCACAAUCCCCUGACCUCAACCCAAUUGAGAUGGUUUGGGAUGAGUCGGACCGCAGAGUGAAGGAAAAGCAGCCAACAAGUGCUCAGCAUAUGUGGGAACUCCUUCAAGACUGUUGGAAAAGCAUUCCAGGUGAAGCUUUUUGAGAGAAUGCCAAGAGUGUGCAAAGCUGUCAUCAAGGCAAAGGGUGGCUAUUUGAAGAAUCUCAAAAAUAAAAUAUAUUAUGAUUUGUUUAACACUUUUUUGGUUACUACAUGAUUCCAUAUGUGUUAUUUCAUAGUUUUGAUGUCUUCCCUAUUAUUCUACAAUGUAGAAAAUAGUAAAAAUAAAGAAAAACCCUUGAAUGAGUAGGUGUGUCCAGACUUUUGACUGGUACUGUAUAUCGUAACAAACAAUAGGUUGACUGACAGUAGUUUUUAUUAUUAGAACCUGAUAGCAGCUCUAGAACACCAUACAAACACACACACACACUGCUUUUGAGAACCAACCAAUUAUAGUAGUGUAGCGUUGUAGCCUAAUUCUUCCCACACGCUCAGGUUGCACUGGAAUUAAAUCAUUUAUAUACGGAGGACACAGGAAAGUCAGGAGCUAGCUGCCACAUACACACACAGGAGUUACACACACACACACACACACACACACACACACACACACACACACACACACACACACACAGGAGUUACACACGCACACACUCACACACACACACACACACACACAGGAGUUACACACAAACACACACACUCACACACACACACACACAGGAGUUACACACGCACACACACACACUCACACACACACACACACACACACACACACACACACACACACACACACACACACACACACACACACACACACACACACACACACACACACACACACACACACACACACACACACACACACACACACCAUUAGCUCCACUUUCAGCCCCAUUGGCUUUUUAUUGUAUUAGACUGUAGCUCAGAGCAAUGAGGCCAAAGACAGAAAGAGAUUCAGUUCUACCAUCGCCGCUCAGAGUUUAGCUGCCUUCUCCUCUUUCCCUGCAAAUUGGGAGCCAUCAGAGCGGUUUACUGCUCCGCGCCAGUAACAGUCAGUAGCUAGAUAAAGACGAUAAAAGAUAACACUUUGUGUCCCAAAUGGCACCCUAUUCUCUAUAUAGUGUUCUACUUUUGACCAGAGCCCAUAGGGUUCUAUAGAGAAUAGGGUACCAUUUGGGAGGCUUAAAAACAAAGGUGUCAUUGUAUGCUGAUUCAUGUUUUCUUUUAAAUCCACAAUUUGGAUCCCUCCACAGCCUUAUAGAGGAUCUAGAUAAUUUUUCUAACCUCUCUGUAUUACAACCAAAUUAUGAUGUGUACUAUAUUACGUAUUGGAUCACUAAAAAAUACAACUUUUACAUUACCGUGUAGUUUACCAAUAAAAUGGUCUGACGGUAAAGUGGACAUACUCAGUAUUUAUAUCCCGAAAAAUAAAUAAAUGGUAUCACUACAAUACAUUUUAAUGAGUGGCGCAGUGGUCUAAGGCACUGCAUCGCAGUGCUAACUGUGCCACUAGAGAUCCUGGUUCGAAUCCAGGCUCUGUCGCAGCCGGCCGCGACCGGGAGACUCAUGGGCGGCGCACAAUUGGCCCAGCGUCGUCCAGGGUAGGGGAGGGAAUGGCCGGCAGGGAUGUAGCUCAGUUGAUAGAGCAUGGCGUUUGCAACGCCAGGGUUGUGGGUUCGAUUCCCAUGGGGGGCGAGUAUAAAAAAAAAAUGUAUUCACUAACUGUAAGUCGCUCUGGAUAAGAGCGUCUGCUAAAUGACUUAAAUGUAAAUGUAAAUGGAUGCACCCAUUUUCUGCCAAACAGUUACCAUCAUAAUGGAGACAUGAUAGUUGCUUCUAGCCUAUUCAUAUAUGCCUGUAUUUAGUUACACAUUCAUUCACACAACUAAUAUUGUUAAUAUAUUCCAGUAUUCCUGUGGACAAAUCAAAUACAAGGGGAUCAAAUGGAGGGCUGUGUAUUCCAGUAUUCCUGUGGACAAAUCAAAUACAAGGGGAUCAAAUGGAGGGCUGUUGAUACAAUAAAGACCUUGUGGUUGAAACUUCAGCAAAUUACAAGACACUUAUAAUAUAAUACAAUAUUAUUCUACUGUAUUAUAAUACUAUGAUAUUGUUAUAUUUUAUUACAUUAUUGUUAUAUUACACCAGCCUAUCCUCUUGUCUUUGUUAGAGUCUAAAUACCCAGGAGAUAUGUACAGUAUUUACCUGGUAGGGCUAACAUCUGUUUAGAUGACCAGUAUUACUGGGAGCCCAUAGACAGUAUUUACCUGGUAGGGCUAACAUCUGUUUAGAUGACCAGUAUUACUGGGAGCCCAUAGACAGUAUUUACCUGGUAGGGCUAACAUCUGUUUAGAUUACCAGUAUUACUGGGAGCCCAUAGACAGUAUUUACCUGGUAGGGCUAACCUCUGUUUAGAUGACCAGUAUUACUGGGAGCCCAUAGACAGUAUUUACCUGGUAGGGCUAACAUCUGUUUAGAUGACCAGUAUUACUGGGAGCCCAUAUACAGUAUGCAUGCAUGGCUGUGACUGUCGUCUUGUCUUGUUGUCCAACUCUGUUGCCAUCUUCUCUCUCUGUUAUCUGCAGCAGAACAUCAACGACGCCAUGCACUGCUCCACCAUGACCAGAAUGGGCGGGAAUGGGAACGGGAACGGGAACGGGAACGGGAACGGGGGAGGAGGAGAAAAUGGACGCAUCCUAACUCUCCCCUGCAUGAGCCACACCGCCAGCAUGGGGCUCAGCGCCUCCGGCAUG
This is a messenger RNA of Coregonus sp. 'balchen', 13349 nucleotides long. Lineage: Eukaryota; Metazoa; Chordata; Actinopteri; Salmoniformes; Salmonidae. The record is from the annotation of a GenBank genome assembly.